Molecule: messenger RNA, 2391 nt
Organism: Naegleria lovaniensis
Lineage: Eukaryota; Heterolobosea; Eutetramitea; Acrasida; Naegleriidae
Exons: 1
Coding region: 1-2391 (796 amino acids)
Source: RefSeq, a predicted model, not a curated record
AUGUGGUACCACUCCUCAAAUAUAACUGCUACUGGCUCAUCGCUGGGGCUUCCCUUGUAUCGUUACCCUUCAUCUCUUCAUUCUCUUCUUGUGGAAUUAUUUCUUUCAAUAUUUAAUUUGAAUCGAAAUGAUCAUCAUGUCCACGCUACUCAUCAUCAUUGGUUACCAGUGGUACCAAAUUCAUAUCCCAUCCCUUCCGUAUUCUCAUCAUCAAAUUCAAUUUCCUCCUCGUCCUUGUCAUCUGUGAAUUAUGAUUUUCCCUUCUCUUUCAAUGAAUUUCUCCAAAACAUUUCCUCCAAUAUUUCCAAUUCAACCAUAAAUGCAACUCGAUGUCAUUCGUCAUUAUUAAACACAUCAUGGAGUCGAGAAGCAAAUGGACGUGUUGAUUAUGGACUCUGUCCAGAUACUUUUAUUAGUUUUGCAUUAUGUUUAGUUUUUCUUUUGGCAUAUGUCACAACCAUUGUCAUGUCUGGAGUAGGAGUGAUUUGGAAACGAAAAAGUGGACAUGUUUCAGCCAGAAAUCCCAUUUACAUGUUUUUCACACUCAUCGCUGGAUUUGUUUUUAUUGCAGGAAUGCUUUUAAGAAUUAUUAUUGGAAGAAAAAUUUAUCCGUGUGGAUUAUUGACCAUUUGUUUUUUCACAUUUCCACCUGCUGUGUCAUUGCCAACCAUUUUUCGAUUAAUGAGAGGAUUUUUCAUGUACAAGAUUAAUUUAUUGAAGACAAAAUUAUUUGAAAGUCCCAAUACGAAUGGAAAUGCAACUGCUUCGAGAAGAAUGUCUGCUUCAAGAGAAGAAUUUAACAAACAAUUUGAAUUGGCUCAACAACAAUCUGGAUUUAACAACUCCAGUGUCCAUCAUAAUUCAACGAUACCUUCAGCCAUGUUUGGAAAUGAAGAUUCCACACAACGAGUGGCCACUGCGUUGGGCGGUACAACACAUUCAUCCAUGGGUCAUGAACAUGAUGAAAUUUCCAAUGUGGUUGAUAUUACCUUACCCACAGAUAUCAUGAUGUUCACUUCCAAUGUGAAUGACAAAGCUCCAACUUCUGAAGGAGCUUCCUCCUCAGAUCAUCACGAACCAACGUUGACAGAUUCAUCCACUCGUUCAGACAACUCAACAAAAGAAGGUAAAAAGAGACACUCUGUAGCUCAUCGUUCAGUAGCUUCCUCCUCAUCCUCUUCUCAUCCCAUAUUAAAUCCUCAUCUUUCGUUGAAUAGUAGUAAUACUACGGGUGGAAAUGGAGCCAUGGUUGGAUUUAUUUUAAAUCCUACAACGACCACAACAACCAGUUCGUCCAUGAUGAUGAUGGGAAUUAUGAACAAUGGAGAUUAUGAUGAAUAUGACACGGAAAUGAUUAUGGAAGAUUCUGAAUCUGCUGUCGAUGUCUCGACUUGGAAUAUGAGUGACUACAAAGACAUGUCCGAAAUGAGAAGCGAAUUAAGAAAGUUGAAAAUUUUCAAUUUUUUAGUGAGCUACAAGUUUAUUUGUGUGGUAUAUGCAUUGGCAUUCUUAUUUGGGAUUGUAUUGUGGUUAGUGGCAGGAGGAAUUGAGGAAGCUCUCUACAAUUCGAGUACAGAUCCAAAUAAGAAACGAAUUUUCUUAUUGGAUGGAGGAAUUUUAGUAUUCGAUCGAGGAUGUGGAAUGUCCACGAAUACCAUUCUCAUUAUUGGACUCGAAAGUAUUGCCUAUAUUAUUGUGGAAGCUGUCUUUUUGGUCAUUACUUUCUUUGUCGAUCGUGACACUUGGGGAAUUAAGAAAGAGACGAUUGCCUUAAUUGCCAUUCAAGUGACAAGUGCUGUAUUGUUCAUUAUUUUGGGAACUUUGGAUGUCAUUCAGACCUUGAUUGAUUACUACGUUCCGUACGGAUUUGUAUUGUGGGGAUACAUGUUUCUUGAAAUUAUUGUCGCUGUGACUUUACCUGUCUUGUAUGCUAUUCGACGAGAUUACAAAGAAUCCAGACGUUUACUCGAUUCUAAAGAAAGUGGUUUGGAAAAGGUUCUCAAAAACAAAAAAACAUUUGCAGUCAUGUUAGAUUUUGCGAGAAGAUCCUUCGCACCAGAAUCUGUUCAAUGUUGGCGUGACAUUCAACGAUUCAAGAAAACGAAACGUUCGAAUCGAAAGAAAGCAGCCAUGCACAUUUUAAAUGCAUAUUUAACAUUGGGAGCUCCAUUAGAAUUGAACAUGUCACGAAUUGAGGAAAAACGAAAAGAGUUACUUUGCAUCAUUGAAAAGGAAGAAAAGAUCUCUCCAAAUUUAUUUGUCAUGAUUCAGGAUCAUUGUUUGAAUGAUAUGGCAGAUUUGUUUGAACGUUUACGAAAUUCGAAUAAGGAAAUUGCAGAAAUUGUGAAAAAACACUCCCUGUCUCGAACACAAGUGAACCCACAGCAAUAG